GCGGGUUAGCCGAAAGCAAAGAUGACAGUGACAGCUUACUGCAGCCAACUUCGUGACUAUCCCUACUCGGAAAACCGUUGAUUAAAGCCUUGAAUAAUGGACUUGGUUUGUGAAAAUUUGAAAAUUUCACCGGCUUCCAUCGUCCCGAAGGUACCGGGAACCGUUCGCUACGUUCCAAAUUUUAUAACGCCAGAGGAAGAGAUAGAAAUUAUUAAGCAGGUGAACAACUCUCCAUUACCGAAAUGGACCCAGUUGAGUCACCGAAGACUUCAGAAUUGGGGUGGGAUACCUCAUCCUAAGGGUAUGAUAGCGGAGGAAAUACCGACAUGGUUAACGAAGUACGUUGGAAAAAUAUCAGACCUCCAGAUCUUCCAAGAUAAAAAAUUACCCAAUCACGUCUUGAUCAACGAGUAUUUGCCUGGGCAAGGAAUAAUGCCACAUUCGGAUGGUCCACUAUUUCACCCUAUUGUUACAACAAUAAGUUGUGGCUCGCACACUCUUCUGGAAUUUUGUAAGCGGAAUGAAUCUGACCGCGUAGAAGUCCCUAAUCUGGAGUUUGCCUUGCUACUUGAGAGGAGAAGUUUACUUAUUUUAGAAGACGACCUGUACCACAAGUACCUGCAUUCAAUUUCUGAGAGACAUUGCGAUACGAUUUCAAGGGAGAACAUUAUGAAUCUAGAUCUCUGUGCUGUGAAAUAUCAAGAGAAUGAAAUGAUUGAAAGAGGGACAAGAUUGUCCCUGACUAUCAGGCACGUGCCGAAGACCAGCAAGCUCAAAUUGAAACUGGGAAGAUAAUGUUGACCAACUUAUUUGCCACUCGAAUUGAUUUCUCAAUUACUUUUCUGCAAUAAUCUAUUAUUGCAAAAUGCUAUGGAGGAAAAUUUUAAACAUUUACCAAGCUGCAGCUUUUGGAGACAUGGACACAUCCACAUCCUCGUAAUUCUCAAGACUAACGUCCAUUAUUUCUUCAUCAGACUCGUCCAACAUUCCUUGUAGCGAAUGAAUCGACGAUAUUAGUACAUGGAAUUGUUUUCUUCGCAUUUCUAGCUUAUGCUCCAAUUGUUCAGAUUUUUCCUAUAAGAAUAAAACAGUUAUCGCUGUA
This is a messenger RNA of Diprion similis, 1102 nucleotides long. RefSeq names its product alpha-ketoglutarate-dependent dioxygenase alkB homolog 6. Lineage: Eukaryota; Metazoa; Arthropoda; Insecta; Hymenoptera; Diprionidae. Bases 97 to 795 code for a protein of 232 amino acids. The transcript has 5 exons. The record is from RefSeq and is a predicted model, not a curated record.